Molecule: messenger RNA, 765 nt
Organism: Babesia bigemina
Lineage: Eukaryota; Apicomplexa; Aconoidasida; Piroplasmida; Babesiidae
Exons: 1
Coding region: 1-765 (254 amino acids)
Source: RefSeq, a predicted model, not a curated record
AUGCAAUUCGAUUCGUUGACUAGGGCUCCUCGGAGUGUCAAGGAGGGUAUUGACUGGUUAAUAGCACUAAAAGGAGAUGAUGCUGCAAAGAACUUGGCUGCUAUGGGAGCCGCACUUUACAAGUUCCUUGCAGACAAGCCGGUCGGCAAGAUGGAGUUUCCGGCACUCGACAAGGCCAAGAUCUUUUCAAAAGACCUCAUGACGCAUAAGGCGCUAAAGGAUCAGUGGCCGGCAAACGUUAUGCUGGAGAGAUUCAUUACGCCAAUGGAUAAGGACCCCGGAGCAUUCGCUAAGAUUAUCGGAAUCGUAGACGAAAGCGAUUAUAAGAAUAUCGUACAGGCCAGAGGUAUGAAGCCUGAAGACAUCGCAAAGGAUCUAGGUAAAGUUGUAGAUGGUUGUGAGAAGUUCUUGGUCAGUAUCAAAAACGCAGAUAAAUAUGAAUCCACUUAUAGUUCAGAAGCUACCUGGGCUGGAUCAUGUGUGGAAGACCCGGAAGCUUGCGCAGUGAUCCUGGUGGGUAUGGCGCCAAUGUUGUACGUGGGCCUUCGUGCGUUGAGGAAGGCUAGCCUGAGUGAAACACAGAGUUGGUUACACCCUGGUGCACUUGAGCAUUUGGGAAAUGUAUUGAAUGCCCUGGGUUACAGAGCACCGGGAUGCCGCGCUAACAUGAGCGGUUCUUAUCUUUACAAGUUAUUGAAAUAUAAUGUGAACUUCAAAGUGUUGGUCACACUAUACGACCUCUCUGGAUUCUGGGCUUUUUAUUGA